Molecule: messenger RNA, 5584 nt
Organism: Helobdella robusta
Lineage: Eukaryota; Metazoa; Annelida; Clitellata; Rhynchobdellida; Glossiphoniidae
Exons: 13
Coding region: 1-4323 (1440 amino acids)
Source: RefSeq, a predicted model, not a curated record
AUGAGGCGAAAUGAGGGUCAAAAGAUGAACGAAAAAGAGCUGAUAGCAUUCAUAUCGUCAGAAGACCAUUCAAGAUUGUUAGACUACAGUUACCAACAACCAGAUACAAGCCCUCCACAGCAGCAACAACAACAACAAUCACAGCAACAGCAGCAGCUGCAGCAACAACAACAGCAACAAUUUCAGCCACAAGGUCAAGGUAGGUCAUUGGCAAUAGCUUUAGAUACACAUUCUCUACCUCCCAAAUCAACGAUUGCUUUCAAAAGUCAACAACUGCCACAAUAUCAUCAGCAGCGUCAACAAAUGCAACAACAAUUGCAACAAUUUCAACAAUGGCGACAACAACAAUCUCCACCGUCACAGUUUGUGCCGGAACUUUCUCCAAUAAAUUCACCAUCUUCGCCGUCUAAACAACGAAAACAGCCACAGCAGCAACUACCACAACUACCAGCUUCUCUAUUUUCACCCACAUCACCAUUAUCUAAACAACAAAAACAACAAAUUCCACAGCAAUGGCCGCCACAACAAACAACACCUCCAUCACAAACAUCACCGUCUUCCCCAUCUAAACAACUACAACAGCAGCAGCAGCAGCAACCACAUCAACUACUACUACAACAGCAGCAGCAACAACAACAACUGCCGCUAACAUUACCAUCCAGUUUGUUACCAACUACGCCGUCUUCACUGAGCUCACCGUCGUCCAGAUUUCAACAGCCUAAAACGAUUUCUUACUCUUCCCCAUCAUCGUCACCCAAGCAACAACUAUCAAUAUUUUCAACCUCUCCGCAACAACAACAACAUCGUCAUCGUCAUGGUCAACAACAACAACAUCAACAAAUAUCCAGCCAAUCAAAACCCGCCACUUCGAAACCAAUCGAAAAGAUGAAAAAAUUUUUUAACAUCAAAAGUCGGUCGUCAAAAUCUGCCGAGCGCACGAACGCCAGUCGACAAGCCGCUAAAGCAACAAAACUCUUUUCCAAAGACAGAAACGACUCUGACGACGACGACGACGACAACGGUGGCAGCAGCAGCAGCAAUCUCGACGUAGAUGAGGCUGGUAAGAGGUACCACUACACUAGGCGCGCCACAGAGGGCGGCAUACAAGCACCUCUACAAAAAUUAGGCACAAAACUGAAACUACUGGAAACUUCGAAACAUAAAGAUGUCCUGCUGGAUCCGCUUCAGCACAAGUGGACGAUGCAACAGAAGAUUAUAGAGGUUCAGCAGAAGGAGAUUGAUGAAACGAAAGCGAAACUGAAAGAAGUGGAAGAGGAAAUCGAGAAAUUGAAAAAUCUUUUUUUGGAAUCUGAAAAACGAAAUGAAGAUUUAACAGCUCAACUACAGCAGCAAAAUCAACUGCUUAAUCAACAGUCACUAUCUCCACUACUACCACUACCAUCACCACCACCACCACUACCACCACCACCACAGCUACAUCAACAGCAGCAGCAGCAGCAACAACAAAAACUAAAACCUCAAUUCCAUCUGAACCACAGACGAACAAGAUCAGACGGUUUUAAAUUAGUAGUCGACCUCGACGCCACACCAACGUCACCAGCAUCAUCGAACGAGCAUCCUUCCUUUUCCUCAAACAAAACACCUCCACUGAGUAGCAGCACAUCCAGGAUCGCAAUCAGUGCAUCUCCCGACAGGACCCAAACACCUCCAAAAUCCGCCCGGGUAGCCAGAUUAAAUUUGAUAAAACAAUCAGCGUUGCUAAACCGCGCAACUAGGAUUCGAACUUUGUCUGAUUGUAACAGAGACCAAAAUCCUCAUCUCACAAUAAGCGGAUAUCAGUACCGACCACCGAAUCGGCUGCCAGUCGUCUACGAGCAUUACGAAACCGUCAACACCGAAACAUACCGGAAGAUGUACGGCGGUCGAUAUUAUAAGAAGAAGGAGAGUAACAUCGAUAAAUUACUCGAGUUGUAUAACGCACGUACAGGUAAUAGCGAGGAAAAUAAUAUUGGUGGUAGUCGAAACAGUGGCGGAAGUAUGAGCGUUUGCAGUGGCGGUACCGCAAGUAGCUCGAUUAUUGUAGAAAGGAAGAAUCGGUUUCAAGUUAUAACUCGCAAUAAUAUCGAUCUCGGUCAGUCGGUACAGCAGCAGCAGAAGCAGCAGCAGCAGCAGCAACUUGCAGAACAAAUUGAAGAAUCAAAAAAACAACAGCAACAAAUGCACAGUCUAACAACAUCGCCACAACGACCGAAAACGUCACCACAAUCUCGCCAAGAGCCACCGACGGUCAUGUCCCAACUCUUGAAAAAAACUCCAGAAAAAAGUAGCGACUUGGAUAGCAGCGGAAACAGGAGCAGUGAAGAGAGGAAGAAGACGAUUGGCUUGGAUGAUUAUUUAAAGAUGUACAAUGAGAUGAUGAGAGAGAGGGCUGCAAGUCGUCAGCCAAUCAGAAGCGGCAACGCCAGCAACGACCUUCCCACGCAGCAACUCAUUAAGAAGAGGAAUAGAACGGUGUCAAUCAACUCAGAGUCCCCAGAUUCUAAGUCGUCACCUCAAAAGCAACAACAACUUCAGCAGCAGCGACAGCAGCAACAGCAGCUACAGCUACAAACGCGUUCGUUAUCACUAACUCCACCAACACAGCAGCAAGCAAUAUCUCCAGCACGCCACUUAUCUCUAACUCCCUCACCUGGUCAACCAGCCACCUCCCGAUCCAACAUCCUCCCGACCAGGAAACCAUCAAUUCGCAGAUAUUCCUGCAGUGAAGCAACUUUCGACUCCAGACGCAACUACCCCUUCCAACCCUCCAGAAACAAACCAACCAAUCAGACGAAGGACAUUGCAGAGCGCGGCACCAAUAACGUCCUUAGAAAGAAAUUCCUCGAUUGGACUUUCAGACGGCAGAGUGCCGUAGAACCACCAAGAAUUAUGCCCACAAGUGACAGUUUCAACAGCUCUCCACCCGGUAGCACUAGCAUCAGUAGCUCAAACUUGAGUGGGUACACUUCUAGCUCUGGAUCAAUCAUUUCGGGACUCAAUAAAUUUGGUAGCAAGCUGGCCAAGUUAAAAUUUCGUAAAAAAAAUGGUAGAAGGCAGUCUGAGCCGACGCAGACGAUGAAUAAAGAGCUGAAAGGCUUGGCGGUUAAACAUUUGAGGAAUUUGUAUCAGAAGAAACUACACGAAUGCCAAGAGGCCAAUUUCGCUAAUGACAAAUUGAGAGUAUGUAUAGACGCUCUCUUUGUAUUCGAACUCGGUCACUACGACAGCAGGAACAGGCGUUCUAACCAUUACAUCAUCACGGUGAUUAUUUUUCUCUGGUUUAAUAUAGCUCCUCCAGAAGUGGCAAUAAUUACGAUGUUGAAGCAGUUCGAAUGCUACGAUAUUAUGCCUGUUAACUCCGAGAUGAUCCUCCUACAUGAAGAGUUGAAGGUGGGCAUUAGAAAACGCAUCUGCAGCUGCAUCAGCAACCUCACCAACUUCAUCAUCGUCGUCGUCAUCGGGAAUGACGACGACGAUAAUGAUAAUGAUUAUGACAUUUAUAACAUCAAUUACAACAACAACAACAACGACGAUGAUGAUGAUGAUGGUGGUGACGACGAAACCGGAAACGACUUCGAGAUUGGAUUGAUAUGCGCAGACAUCAGGGAUAGCCUGUUUGAUGCCAUUUCGCUGCUAAAGGUUCUAAAGUUUCAUAGAAUAUUAGUCAUGGAUAAGAACCUAUACGAACCUCUGUUUAUGCUUACCUACAAGAAAGCUCUGUUUUUCAUAUACCUGAUGUUCGACGCCAUUCAUCUGCCUGACUACCUUUACGAGCCAAUCAGAAGCAUGGGUGUUGGAACCUAUGAUAUGGAUAGGAUUAUAACGAUACAGAGAUCCACACUGCUGUUGGAUGCGUUGAAAUUGCUAAAUGAACAUCACAUCUCAGCCAUUCCGGUUGUUGAUGACGACAGAAAACUACUCGACAUCUUCACCAAAGAAGAUGUUAUGAAUUUGAUCUUCAGUGAUUUGGCAACCCAGAUGAGUACGCCAAUUGGCGAUAUUGUUCGAGAGCAGAGAGAGCGAUUUGAAGGUUUAUUCCUCUGCAACGAUUCAGAUCAGCUCAUUACAGUUAUUGAGUAUUUUAUCGUGUCGAAGGUGCAUAGAUUGUUAAUUGUGGACCAAGAUAAGACAUUGCUGGGAGUCGUUUCUCUAUCAGAUGUCGUCAAUUUUAUGGUCUUUGGUCACGAUGAGGAAGAUGAAGAAGACAUACAGAUCGGGGAUGAAGAUGAUGAUGAUGAUGACGUUAGUAUUCAGCUCAGCCAAUCAAGUUACAGUAUCGACUCUACGUCACAGGAUGGUGUGGCUGUGACGUCACAGAUAUGAUGAGGAUGCUGUGGUAGUGAUAGUUGUCUCGUAGAGAUACCAGCAGACAAACAUACCAGCAUAGUUGCACACACACACACACACACACCAAACUCAUACACACACACACAUAUACACUUUCACACACACACACACACACACACACACACACACCACACCCACACACACACAUGUAAGUUUGUAUGUUUUUUGUAUGAAUGUAUUACUUUUCGUUUGUUUGGUUGUAUGUCUGUAUGUUUGUGUGCGUGUGCGUGUGUUGGUGCGUGUGUGUAUAUAUGAAAUUAGAUUUUAUUUGAGAAACUAUUUUAAAAUUGAAGUAAUUAAUAUUACCAUCUUACUUCUGUGUGUUAUUAUUAUUAUCAGCAUCAUCUUCAUCAUUAUUUUUGUUAUAAUAAUAAUAAUAAUUAUUAUUAUUAUUUAAUAAUAACAUAAGAAUACAAAAUAGGUCAUCGCCAAAGUUUAAUUAGCAGUAUGAUUGCUAUCAUAUCAUCAUCAUAUAUCAUGAUAUCAUAACAUCAUCAGAUGCCAUAUAUUGUGAUCGGAAUAAUCAAUCAAUUUUCAUUUGAUAUCACCUUAUCAUUGCCGUACUAAUUUUACUUUAAAUGAAAAGCAACGAUGACUAACUAUGAUGAUUAUAAUUUUACUUUAAUCAUGACUAUUUCUUAAUUAAUUUCUUAAUUAAUUUCUUAAUUAAUUAAUUAAUUAAUGAUUUUACGCAUUAUUGUUUGGUUUUUAUUCUUUCAUAAGCGCUAUUCAUGCCUUCUCCAUCCACUAAACGUUACCAUUUAUCGUCAUCUAAACUACCUUACUAAAUUAUUUUAUUUUAUUUUUCGUUCUAUGACUUACUUACUAAACGAUCACGUGAUUUAUGACGUAACGGUUUACAUUUUUUUUACCGUAAGAGUGAAGUUACUGAAUUACAUUAUUAAACUUUACUACUAUUGCGAAACUGAUGAUGUGGUUAAAUAACGAACAACUAACGAAUAACUUUAGAUGCCUUAUUUUAUUUUUGUCUGUACUCAUGUGACACAAUUGUGCAUUUGUGUGUGUCUGUGUGUGUGUGUCUGUGUGUGUGUGUCUGUGUGUGAGUCUGUGUGUGUUUGUGUGCUUGUAUAUGUGUGGGACUGUCUAUUUAUUUGUGUGAUUUAUCAUUUGAUAUUGCGGUUUUGAGCAUAAUAUAUCAACUACAUCAUUAUGUCAUUUUGUAAUAGACUGGCUUAGUUUCAUUUGUAUUUUAUUCAUACAAAAUAUACAAACACGU